Oncorhynchus kisutch (coho salmon) is the source of this 9990-nucleotide messenger RNA. RefSeq names its product tyrosine-protein kinase JAK1-like. Gene Ontology annotation, molecular function: growth hormone receptor binding; ATP binding; non-membrane spanning protein tyrosine kinase activity. Gene Ontology annotation, biological process: growth hormone receptor signaling pathway via JAK-STAT; cell surface receptor signaling pathway via JAK-STAT; intracellular signal transduction. The coding region runs from base 74 to 3880 and encodes 1268 amino acids. The transcript is spliced from 24 exons. The record is from RefSeq and is a predicted model, not a curated record. Lineage: Eukaryota; Metazoa; Chordata; Actinopteri; Salmoniformes; Salmonidae. Gene Ontology annotation, cellular component: cytosol; cytoskeleton; membrane.
AAAAAAUGGCGACAAUCACGUUGUUCGAUGUGGGUCUUGCUGCGUCAUUAAAACUAUUCACGUAAACACGGGAAUGAAACGCGCAAAAUGCAAAGUCUGGAUGCCAAGUCCGGGGGUGAUGGAGCUGGGUAGGCAACUGUGUGGGAAGAUGAGGAGGUCGAGGAGAGCCGAGGGCCCCAUCACUGUGCCCAUGAGGGGUCUGGAGAUCCAUUUUUACCUGCCAGAUAUGCCGCAGCUGGGAUUCCUCAAAGACAGCUUCACCGCUGAGGAACUAUGUGUCGAGGCCGCCACAAUAUGCUAUAUCUCCCCCCUGUGCCAUAAUCUGUUUGGUCUGUAUGAUGAGAGCAGGACUCUGUGGUACGCUCCCAACCACCUCUUCAAGAUCACGGACGAGACCUGCAUCAAGCUGCACUACCGCAUGAGGUUUUACUUCACUAACUGGCAUGGGACCAGUGAGAGUGAGUCUCCAGUGUGGAGACAUUGUAUCAGUAAACUGAGAGGAGGACUCAGCCCACAGAAGAUCCCAGAGGGUACACCCUUACUGGACUCUGCCUCCCUCGACUACUUGUUCUUCCAGGGCCAGAAUGAUUUCCAGAAGGGUCUGGCUGUGGUACGUAGCCAGCAGAGUGAGGCGGAGCAGCAUGAGAUAGAGAAUGAGUGUCUGGGCAUGGCUGUACUGGCCAUCACUCACUACGCUAUGACCAAAGAAAUACCUCUCUCUACUGCUUCCAAUGAGAUCAGCUACAAACGUUUUAUCCCGGAGAACCUGAACCGGAGCAUUAAACAGCGCAACAUCCUCACCCGGCUCCGCAUCAACAACGUCUUCAAGAACUUCCUGAAUGAGUUCAACAGUCGCACCAUGCAGGACAGCAACAUCACGCUGUACGACCUGAAGAUCAAGUACCUGUCCACCCUGGAAGGCCUCACCCGGGGCCUGGGGAGGGAGGUGUUGGAGCCCAGGGCCCUGGUACUUACCCAGGAGGGAGAGACAAACGGGGGGCUGAGCCAUGGACCUGAGCCCUCCCUGGCCAUAGAGGUCCAGGUUACUGGGACCACAGGGAUCUCCUACAGGAGGAAGCCCCCUAAUAAUACCCUGAUGCUGAAAGAGAAGACAAAGUCCAAGAAGAACAAGCUUGAGGGCAAACAGAAUAAGGACAAGAAGAGCGACGACUGGGUGACGUUCUGUGACUUUCACGAGAUCACACACAUCGUUAUCAAAGAGUCCUCUGUCACCAUCUUCAGACAGGAUAACAAGAAGAUGGAGGUGCAGCUGGAGUUUAGAGGCGAGGCGCUGGCGUUCGCUGCUCUGGUGGACGGGUAUUUCCGUCUGACGGUAGAUGCCCAUCACUACCUGUGUACAGAGGUGGCUCCUUCUUCUGUGGUGCAGAACCUACAGAACUGCUGUCAUGGACCUAUCUGUACGGAGUAUGCCAUCCAGAAGCUUCGUCAGGAGGGCAACGAGGAGGGAACCUACGUCCUGCGCUGGUCCUGUACUGACUACCGUAACAUCAUCAUGACCGUGGUCUGCAAAGAGUUGGAUCUGUGUGAGUCGAGGCAUGUGCAUCUGUAUAAGAACUUCCAGAUCGAGGUGGGUUCUGAGGGAUUCCGUCUGUUUGGGACCGAGACCUACAGAUCUUCUCUCAGAGAGCUCCUAGACCACCUGGCAAGACAGAACCUCCGUACGGACAACCUCCACUUCCAGCUCAAACGCUGCUGCCCCCCACAGCCCAGAGAGGUGUCCAACCUGCUGGUAGUAACUAAGGAACGAGUGCUGGUCCCCCAGACACCCCUGCAGGAGAGCCAACUCAGCUUCCACAGGAUCCUCAAGGAGGAGAUCUUACAGGGAGAGCACCUGGGGCUGGGUACCCGGACGAACAUCUAUGCUGGAGUACUGAAGGUGAAGAGUGCGGAGGAUGAGGAUGCUGGAUACUCUUCCUCUCAGGACGUCAAAGUAGUGCUGAAGGUGCUGGGGUCCGGACACAGGGACAUCUCUCUGGCCUUCUUUGAGACAGCCAGUAUGAUGCGGCAGGUCUCCCAUAAGCACAUCGCCCUGCUCUAUGGAGUCUGUGUACGCCACCUAGAGAAUAUCAUGGUGGAGGAGUUUGUCCAGUUCGGUCCGUUGGAUCUGCUCAUGCGAAGACAACACAGUCCUCUCGGUACACCAUGGAAGUUCCAGGUGGCCAAACAACUGGCCAGUGCUCUCAGCUACCUGGUAAGACAACACAGUCCUCUCGGUACACCAUGGAAGUUCCAGGUGGCCAAACAACUGGCCAGUGCUCUCAGCUACCUGGUAAGACAACACAGUCCUCUCGGUACACCAUGGAAGUUCCAGGUGGCCAAACAACUGGCCAGUGCUCUCAGCUACCUGGUAAGACAACACAGUCCUCUCGGUACACCAUGGAAGUUCCAGGUGGCCAAACAACUGGCCAGUGCUCUCAGCUACCUGGUAAGACAACACAGUCCUCUCGGUACACCAUGGAAGUUCCAGGUGGCCAAACAACUGGCCAGUGCUCUCAGCUACCUGGAGGAUAAGAAGCUGGUGCAUGGCUUUGUGUGUACCAAGAACAUCCUGCUGGCCAGAGACGGAGUGGACAGUGAGGGAGGACCCUUCAUCAAGCUCAGCGACCCCGGCAUACCCAUCACUGUGUUGACCAGAGAAGAGUGUGUGGACCGGAUCCCAUGGAUCGCUCCAGAGUGUGUGAAGGACUCUACCAACCUGAGUGUAGCGGCCGAUAAGUGGGGCUUCGGCACAACACUCUGGGAGAUCUGCUAUGACGGAGAAGUGCCCCUCAAAGACAAGAAACUCACUGAGAAGGAGAGGUUCUAUGCAGCGGAGUGCCAGUUGGCUACCCCAGACUGCAAAGAGCUGGCUGAACUGAUGACUCACUGCAUGACCUACGACCCCCACAAACGCCCCUUCUUCAGGGCCAUUGUCAGAGACAUAGACACGCUGGAGGAGCAGAACCCCUCUAUCAAGCCGGCGCCCAGUCAGGAGGUCGACCCCACUCUGUUCCAGAAGAGGUUCCUCAAGAGGAUCCGCGAUUUGGGGGAGGGUCACUUUGGCAAGGUGGAGCUGUGUCGGUACGACCCCAGAGGGGACCGGACAGGGGAGCUGGUAGCAGUGAAGAGUCUCAAACCAGAGAACAGGGAGGAGCAGAGCAACAACCUUUGGAGUGAGAUAGGAAUCCUUAAAGAACUCUACCACGAGAACAUCGUCAAGUACAAGGGCAUCUGCCAGGAGGAGGGAGGCAGAGCCAUCAAGUUGAUCAUGGAGUACCUGCCUGCUGGCAGUCUGAAGGAGUACCUGCCCCAUAACAGAGGACAGACCAGCCUGAAGACCCUGCUUAGCUACGCUGUCCAGAUCUGUCAGGGAAUGGACUAUCUGGGAUCUCGGAAUUACAUCCACCGGGAUCUGGCAGCCCGGAAUGUUCUGGUGGAGAACGAGAGCACGGUGAAGAUUGGAGACUUCGGCCUGACCAAGAGCAUCAAGGGCAACGAGGGAUAUUACACAGUCAAAGAUGACCUGGAAAGCCCUGUGUACUGGUAUGCCCCUGAGUGUUUGGUCCACUGUAAGUUCUACCUGGCCUCUGAUGUCUGGUCCUUCGGUGUCACCAUGUACGAGCUGCUCACCUACUGUGAGAACGCCAUCAGCCCCAUGCCGGUGUUCCUGAAGAUUAUUGGUCCUACUCGGGGCCAGAUGACAGUGACGCGAUUGGUCAAGGUGCUGGAGGAGGGGAAGAGGCUGCCCCGUCCUGAUAGUUGUCCUGGAACGGUGUAUGAGCUGAUGAGGAAGUGCUGGGAGAACACCCCCGCGAUGAGGAUCACUUUCAAGAGUCUCAUUGACGAGUUCACCCGCAUGCUCACCAACAGCAGCCUGUAAAACAUGGCAGCCUUACCUAUCACACAGACAAUCUCAGGAGUAAAGAGUGAAAGGUCAAGGGUCACAGACCAUGGUGACCUGGACUAAAAACCCACAUGUAUCGGAAUCAGUGCUUCAAGACACUUUAUUUCACACUGUCGCUGACUUCCACUAUAUUUUCACUUUUUGUUUUUUAAGAUGCUCUACUAUAGAUCACAUAAUAUAUGGAUGAAUACAUACAUUGCGUAUAGAAUGAAACACAUCCCAACACGUAGCUUUGACCCCUCACUGUAUGUGACACUGACCCUAGUCACGUUGACAGAUGAAUGAGCCCACUAGCCAACCACUGAGCCGUCGGCUGAUAUUCCACCUGGGAGCUACCGCAGUGUGACCUUUCACCUUUUUAUUAGAGCGCAUCAGCUCCGCCUUUUUCAUAUUGCUACAUGCAGUAUGUACUCUGUGUGUGGACUUGUAUCAUAAUCAUUCAACCCAGAGGGAGAGGGGUCCUUAGUUGGACCUGUGUAAGAUAGACCUUUUCUCUGUGAAGGAUCAUGGUAUAUGUGAGCUCCUUUGUGAGGGAUUGCUGCGGCCACUGUGAAGAUGACACUGUGAAAAAGCCAACCACAUGUAUUUAAGUGACCAGGAUUCUGACAUUCACACCCUGCCCCAUCGGACCAGGGACUGCAUGGAUCCAAGCCACCUCUCUGGGAGUGGUGAAAGAGGAGUGGGAUACAGGAUACUGUAGCAGUGGGUUGGAUUGCAUUAGGGAGAAUGGAUGGGUGAUGACAGUAUCAGUCAAGCCCAGACAGCUGCACCUCCCCUUUUUAAGACUGAACCUGUUGCAGCUCCUCUUUAAACGCAGAACCCUGGAUGGAAUACUGUAGAACCACCUCGGAACUAGAACCAGCCGAAUAACUUUCUCUCUGGUGUUUCUUUCAUCAUGCGAUGUUCCACGUUCUGUUGUCAACGCUCGUGCACGUAACGCUUGUGGUGGGGUCAGCAUGAAAGAAGAGUCUAUAAACAAUCUGAUUUGAGACCAGUUAACAGGUAAAACCACAGAAAUAGAAUUUGGGGUACAUGUUAUACCUGUGAGGGGACACUUGAGGGCAGUAUAGUGUUACAUAUUUUAAUCCCAAACUUUUCUGUACUCUGCUCAGAUUUCUAAACAGCUUAAGUAUAGCCAUAAUGUGUAUGUCAGAUAUUGCAUGUCUUUUAUUGAAUUUUUUUAUUUUUUUAUUCUACAGAAUGACAGAUUGUGUGUGUGGGUGUGUGGAUGGAUGGACAGAAGGAAGGAGACAAAAGAGAAACAUGCUGACUGCACCGGGCACGCGCAUGUGUGUGUACCAUCUGAACCAACUAUAUUAAUUUAGGGACAGGUCGAAACACAUGAACAUUUAGCUAGUUAGCUUGCUGGGAUAUAAAAAUUAGGUUGUUAUUUUACUGAAAUGCACAAGGUCCUUUUUUUCCCCUGGAUCUUUGUAGAAUUUUGACCCAUUUUGAGUCACACAAAAUCGUGUGUUCUCUACUCUGACAAUUAAUCCACAGAUAAAAUGGGACAUUUUGUUUGUUUCUGGUAAUCUGUCCUUCAGUCAGUCUUAUUCUUCCUAUUCAUCUUCUGUGGACUUUAUAAUGGCGAUUGGCAACCAACUUUAAGGUGCAUUACCACCACCAACUGGACUGGAGUGUGAACCUCAGUUCAGCUUUCUCACCCAUGUGGGUAUACAGUGCAUACGGACAGUAUUCAGACCCCUUGACAUUUUCCACAUUUUGUUACGUUACAGCCUUAUUCUAAAAUGGAUUCAAUCGUUUUUUCCCAUCAAUCCACACACACUACCCCAUAAUGACAGACAACAAAAAAAAGUUUAGAAAUUUUAGCAAAGUUAUUAAAAAUAAAAAGCUGUAUUCACAUUUACAUAACUAUUCAGACCCUUUCCUCAGUACUUUGUUGAAGCACCUUUGGCAGCUAUUACAGCAUUGAGUCUUGUUGGGUAUGACGCUACAAGCUUGGCACACCUGUAUUUGUGGAGUUUCUCCCAUUCUUCUCUGCAGAUCCUCUCAAGCUCUGUCAGGUUGGAUGGGGAGCGUUGCUGCACAGCUAUUUUCAAGUGUCUCUAGAGAUGUUCGAUGAGGUUCAAGUCCGGGCUCUGGCUGGGCCACUGAAGGACAUUCAGAGACUUGUCCCGAAGCCACUCCUGUGUUGUCUUGGCUGCGUGCUUGCGGGCAUUGUCCUGUUGGGAUGACCGCUCCAGAGCAAUGUUUCAUCAAGACUUGACACUUGGCAUUCAGGCCAAAGAGUUCAAUCUUGGUUUCAUCAAACAAGAGAAUCUUGUUUCUCAUGGUCUGAGAGUCUUUAGGUGGCUUUUGGCAAACUCCAAGCGGGCUAUCAUGUGCCUUUUACUGAGGAGUGGCUUCCAUCUGGCCACUCUACCAUAAAGGCCUGAUUGGUGGAGUGCUGCAGAGAUGGUUGUCCUUCUGGAAUGUUUUCCCAUCUCUACAGAGGAACUGGAGCUCCUUAAGAGUGACCAUCAGGGUCUUGGUCACCUCCUUGACCAAGACCCUUCUCCCCCGAUUGCUGUUUGGCCAGGCGGCCAGCUCUAAGAAGUAUUGGUGGUUCCAAACUUCUUCCAUUUAUUAAUGAUGGAGGCCAUUGUUUGGUACCCUUCCUCAGAUCUGUGCCUUAACACAAUCCUGUCUCUGAGCUCUAUGGAUAAUUCCUUCAAGCUAAUGGCUUGGUUUUUGCUCUGACAUGCACUGUCAACUGUGGGACCUUAUAUAGACAGGUGUGUGCCUUUCCAAAUCAUGUCGAAUUAAUUGAUUUUACCACAGGUGGAGUCCAAGUUGUAGAAACAUCUCCAGGAUGAUCAAUGGAAACAGGAUGCACCUGAGCUCAAUCUCAAGUCUCAUGGCAAAGGGUCUGUAUACUUAUAUUAAUAUAAGGUAUGUUUUUUAUGAAUUUGCAAACAUUUCUAAAAACUUGUUUUCACUUUGUCAUUAUAGGGUAUUGUGUGUAGAUUGAUGAGGAAAAACAUUUGAUCCAUUUUAGAAUGAGGCUGUAACGUGACAACAUUUUGAAAAAAGUAAAGGGGUCUGAAUACUUUCAGAAUGCACCGUAUGCUUCUAAAACCAAUGAGAAGAUGGGAGAGGCGGGAUUUUCAGCGUGUCAUGCGUCAAAUAGAACCAAGUUCUAUUUUAGUUUCUGGCUAUGCAGACACUUGUUGACUCGUGUGAGCAGUUUGGAUGAAAUGAUCCUAUUUAUUUUGCAACGCUUGUGCACGUAACGCGAACUGUGUGGUCAGCAUGAAAGAAGAGCCUAUAAAAAGGUCUGAUUAAAGACCAGUUAACAGGUAAAACCACAGAAAUAGAAAUUAGCGGAACAUAUAUAUUUCAUGAAAUGAAUGUGACCCAUCCAACAUGGCCUACACCACUUCCAGUAUCUUUACAGUAUGCAGACACAAACAGUAGCACUUGUUACAAUGGGAAAAGGUGGAAAAUGUGAUAUUGAUAAGAACGUUAAGAUUUUUUUGCAAAAGGUAAAAAAAAUAUGUAUAUUGGGAAGAGGCAUCCGAUGUUUUCGGCAAUAUGUGUAAAGCAGAUGCUUUACUUUGAAACAAUCAACAGGUUAUUGAAAUAGGGGUGAGUUCUAUCCAUUAUAUUUCUAUGGUUUUAAACUAGGGACAGACCAUGUGUGCUCUCAGAUAGGGAGCCAGUGAAUGAGAGAGACAUUUUUUAUUUUUUCAGUCCAUGUUUAUUCCGGAAUGUAAAAGACAAUUCUUUUUGCCCAUAAAGGAGAGAAAACAAAUAUAUUUUUCAGAGGAAUAAGACAAUAAAUAAAUGCACAAUAUAAAUGAAUAAAAUCCCCCCCCCCCCCCCAAAAAAAAAAAUAUGUUUGGUGUGUCAAAUUCCUAAAGUCUGAUACAAUAUUAACUAGAGUUUCUUCUAGAUUAAAGCAGUAAAUAUGCAUGCUAAAUUUCAAUUGCUUCUAUAAAUAAGUUAUUCACAGUAAAGCAAUAUCAAUGUAGUUGUGAUAUAAAAUAUUGCAAAAUCUACAGUAGAGAUUUUAGGUCAGAAAAAAAUCCACAUACUUUCAAAGAGAACCGUACAAAGCAAAAAGCACAGCCAAUCUAUGUCUACAGCUUUUUAAAUGUUCUGUUCAGUCUUAAAAUACUUCAGUAUUGCAAAGCUUUGUGGUCACACACACAGUUCAUAUGGUUCAGUACCCUAGGUGCAGGCUCACCCAGUGUAGUACCAACACUUGCGUCACCGCUAUGCACCGUGCCUACAGACAGGUCAACUAAACUGUUUCUCCUACAACACUGACUGAGUAGUUCAGGGGUAAAGAAUCUUGUUUACAAUCAAUAUAACGAUACGCCUGGUUGGCAACAUGCAGAGAUAGGCACAACAGAUAUAUAUAUAUAUAUGGGAGACUCCAUAACUGCAACCCCUGGUCAGGUCUCUAGUUCUAGCAAAGCUAAACGCACUCAAGACGAGAGAUGCUCAGUUCUGGCCCUUGAGGCCAGUUACACUGCUGAUGAUUAAUUUCCCCCCUCUUUUCAACUGGCACAUCAUACAGUGUAUAUGAAAGACUAUAGGGAAUACUUCCUAAAGGAGACAGACAUGUCCUGCAGAGGUAACUGUGCUGUGAUUAUCAGCCCUAUUAUUAAAAAUGGUAACAGGCCUGCCCUGAAGCCUACCGUAGGAGCCCUCAGCUCAAUUCUGGACACACACACACACACACAGCCAACACCCAUCAGCCAGAGACCGACCAGAGAGAAAGAGAGGAAUUCAAAUGGAACGACAGUGCCAAUAAACGCUGGCUGUGCUCGCAGCAGGAGCUGUUUUUCCAGUCUCUGUCCCUCUCUUUCUCUCCCUCGCUGUUGUCUGUUCCCCUCAUACCUGCCAAAAGAAGGUUAUUAACACACACACACACACACACACACACACACACACAAAAAAGCAUAGACUAGACUGAAUAACUAUAAAACCUAUGGACCUGCUAUAGGCAAAGGGGGAAAUGUGCAGGUCAAAAUCACUCUCACACAUAUCACACACAGAGCUCUGCAUAGCACUGUGGCACACGCGGUAAUUGCAGAGUGGGAGAGACUGCCGAGAAAAGCUAAUACAAUCACCAAAACACUAUUAAGACAACAGACUGGCCUAAAGUGCCUGAAUACGUGGCAGACAGACAUGAUUUACUGCCUGGGUCUGCCUUUUACAGCCACUGACAGAGAGACAGACUCCUAUGGUCUCUCUCUCUCUCACACACACACAUACACACACAAAGAAGCUACACACACACACACUUCUAAGCAUUGCUUGGUGGGAGAGAGGAAUCAGCUGGCUGGAAAAACCCAGUCCUACUGGGCAGUUCACACAGACACGCACGUGCACACACAGUGAAAAUAAAAGUGUGGCUUUAAGCCAGUGUAACAGCAUUGAAAGGGUUGAAAUAAUGUACAGUCACACACUAAUAUAAUUUUGAGAUGGUUCGCCCGUUGAGAGCAUGAUGAUAUAUGACAGUACUAAAACACAUCAAGUCACGUGACACAGGAGAACGCAGCCUCAUCAAGUCAAGAGUGGAGGAUGAAAACAGACAAGAUUAGAGAGUAGGUAGCAUAUAACGAGAGAAAAGGACAGGAAGAAAGGUGAAAAGAGAUAAAUCAAGAGACGGGCAGAUUUGAUUUAUUAUAGCAGAGAGGUAACGCCUUCGUGUUGGCAUUGUGAUAUUUGUUGGUGCAGUAGUUGUCGUUAUUGCCUGGGUCUCAGGCUGAAUACCUGUGCCAACACUUAGCCCUCAUCCAUGCCCUUUCCUGGGGCCUUCAUACCCCUUGCACCCCCUCUGUCAGAUCACCAGGGUUGGGUUCAGGGCCUUUUCACUUGCACUGUACCACAUGAGUCUUAAGGGGAUGAAUUGAAAUUAGAUUCAUUGCUUGAUGAAAAUUGCUGAUUUAUUAUUACAUACUUCUGGCUUUUAAAUUCCUGAAUUGACCGACUCAAAAUAGAAUUGACUCCAACCCUGGAGUCCACAACAUCUCUGAGAUAAUUCAACAUGGCUACUCUCCUGAAUCUUUCUGUUUUGGGAAUUCAUUUCUAAUGGCAGCUUAUUAAGCGGUAUUAAAGUGUCGGUUGGUUUA